This is a messenger RNA of Dunckerocampus dactyliophorus (ringed pipefish), 1703 nucleotides long. Its product is annotated as C3a anaphylatoxin chemotactic receptor-like. The record is from RefSeq and is a predicted model, not a curated record. The coding region runs from base 174 to 1217 and encodes 347 amino acids. The transcript is spliced from 3 exons. Gene Ontology annotation, molecular function: G protein-coupled receptor activity; complement receptor activity. Gene Ontology annotation, biological process: complement receptor mediated signaling pathway; inflammatory response; phospholipase C-activating G protein-coupled receptor signaling pathway. Gene Ontology annotation, cellular component: plasma membrane. Lineage: Eukaryota; Metazoa; Chordata; Actinopteri; Syngnathiformes; Syngnathidae.
ACAAGGCAGGUAAAAAAACAUAGGCGCGAACGAAAAGAGCUGCUAACCAUAAACUAGCAGAUAAGUACCGAACACAACUGGGCCGCUGCUGGAGAACGCCAAGCAGGGAUUGAGGUACUUACAACAACUAUAGGCGUAAAGGACCAGAGAGCCAAAAACACAGUGCAACAAGUAUGCUGGAAGGCGCACAUCGAGGUGUAGCGGAAGGUAACAAUCUGGCACCGGUGACGAUGCAUCCUACGUCUCUGGCGCUCCUCAACUCCUCCUGGAGCGGCCCUCUGGUGAAGGCUGGCGGUGCCAACAUGGACACACUCUCUGUCGUUCUCUACACGCUGACCAUCCUGCUGGGCAUCCCGGGAAAUUCCAUCGUGAUCUGGGUGGCAGGCUUCAAGCUCAAGCCAAACGUCCUCAACGUGUGGUUGGUCAAUCUGGCCAUCGCAGACCAUAUCUUCUGCUUGACCCGAAUCUUUUCCCUGGUGAAGAAGCUCUUCCUGGACCACUGGCCCUUCGGCGUCUUCAUCUGCAAGUUCAACGGCUUCUUCAAGUACGCUAACAUGUUUUGCUCCGUCUUCCUGCUGGCGGUGAUCAGCGUGGACCGAGCGCUCUGCGUCUGGCGGCCGGUCUUUACCAGGCGCUACCGCACCGUGUGGGCCGCCAAGGUGGUGGCCGUGUGCGUGUGGGCGGCUGCCGUCCUCUUCAGCGCACCGUACUUCUUCUACCGCCAGGUCUACCCGGAUGCCAAGAACCUGAGCAAGUGCUCAGUGGAGGAGGUGCAGGAGAAAGACACCAGAAUGGUGCUCUACUUCAUCCGCUUCCUGUGCGGCUUCCUGGUGCCCUUCCUGGUCAUCCUCUGCUGUUACAUCUUGGCCGGGGUGGGCAUCCGUCGCACCCGGCUCUCGGGGAAGUCCCGCCCCCUGCACAUAGUGGCCCUGCUGGUCGUCGCGUUCUUCCUGUGCUGGGCGCCGUACCACGGCCUGCUGCUGCUCAGGAUGGUGGACAGCUCCAGUCAUGUGGUGAAGUUCUGGCUCCCCGCAGCGAAGGGCAUGGCCUACUUCAACAGCUGCGUCAACCCGCUCCUCUACUUCUUUGUGGGGCUCAAGUUCAGAGGGCGGUCCAGGCAGUCCCUGGAGGGGGUGUACAGGAACGCACUGGCCGGCGACGUCACGAGCCAAACCAAAGAAGACUCAUUGGAGGGAGGGGCCUUGGCUGAAUGCUAACGUAAUGCUUUAAAACAGAGACGUGACCUCUCUGGUGUGAUAUCGGUCUUGAGAAGCAGAAAGUUAUCAAAAAAAAGAUUGUGUAUCUGUAGUAAAAACGUAGAGUGGUGUAAUUUUAACAUGGUUGUACUUCUUUCUGCAUGGCUCACAAGCACACGCCGUCUCCGUAACAACAAUUUCCAUCGUGAGCCCUCAUUAUACGUAUGGCGCGUCUGGCACCAAGCAAAAACGUCAGGACAACUUUGAAUCAGCCUUUAUUGUUGGUCACAGUCGCAGACGUUGCCGCACAAGCUUUCUGCAAAGCAUUGUUGGACAACCAAACUUCACGUGUACAAGAAUAACUGAGGCGCUUUCAAUACUUUUGACCUCGAACGUGAAUUCUGUCCACUUCUGCUUGAGACACAAAAGCAUAAAAUGCGUAACAAUUUGCAUGACAACAUGAACGUCAGCUGUGGUAGGCUCCAGCUUACCCGUGACCACAGUGAG